CAAUAACUCACUAUGUUCACUCUCUCCCUGGUACUACAACGAACAAUGGAACAAUGCAGCUCUUCUGUGGUCCAGGCUGGCGUUUCUGAGCUGAGGCUCUACCCCUUCACAGACUGAGAGCUGUGAUGCUGCACACCGCCGAAGAUGAGCGAGGUGAGACGGUCAACAUCAAGCUCCUAUCGGCCGAGGUCCAGCUGGAUAAAGAGGCCAAAAAGAGAAUGGAAACCUUUGGAGGACCGGAGCUGCACGGAUCUGCCAUGGUUCCUGUUAUUUACAUUGUUCCUUGUGGGAAUGUGUGGCAUCUGUGGGUUUACCAUCGCGACUGGAGGGGCGGCGCGGCUCGUCUUCGGAUAUGACAGCUACGGGAACACGUGCGGCCAACGCAACGAGCCCAUCGAAGGGGUCCGGCUGAGUGGUCUCGACCAUACUGACAGAAAAUUCGUCUUUUUCCUGGAUCCGUGCAACAUAGACAUCAUUCAGAGGAAAAUAAAGUCCAUGGCGCUCUGCGUCUCACAAUGUCCCACCGAGGAACUGGCGACUUACUACGACCUCAAGAGGUUUGCCAUGAUGAAUGGGUCUGAGCUUUGUUCAUAUGAGUUACCUGGUCAUAAGUACCCAAGCCUUCCAGAGCGCUUCGAAAAGUGUCCCAAACUUCCAGUCCCAGAGAGCAAAGCUCUUCCAGUGUUUAGCCGCUGCACGCCGGUGGAUAUUUCCUGCUAUGCUAAGUUUGCUGAAGCGGUGGUCACGUUUGUCAGUGAUAACAGCAUGUUAAACAGGCUGAUUGCCGGGGUGGCGGCCAGCAAAGAGAUCAUUGUUGGGCUGUGUCUGAUGGCGUUAGUUUUGUCCAUGAUCCUCAUGGUGAUAAUUCGUUACAUCUCUGCUGUCCUGGUUUGGAUCCUCACUGCACUGGUGGUUCUGGGUUCCCUGGGAGGUACCAGCGUUCUGUGGUGGUUGUACAUAGACUAUAGAAUGACAAUGAAUGAGACCAUGACUAAAGAUCUGAGGGAAAGAGAGGAACCCAACGGUGGCAUGAAGACCACCAAAGACCACGCUCAAGGACUGCUCAUCUACGCCGUUUCAGCGACCGUGUUCACUGGAAUUUUGUUGCUUCUGAUGUUGUUUAUGAGGAAGAGGGUGGCUCUGACCAUCGCCCUGUUUCAUGUGGCGGGAAAAGUGUUUAUCCACCUGCCGCUGUUGGCUCUGCAGCCCUUCUGCACAUUCCUCGCUCUUUCUCUGUUUUGGGUCUACUGGAUCAUGGUCCUCCUCUUCCUGAGCACCACUGGGAACCCGGAGAAGAACGAGGAUACUGGCCUGGUUGAGUUCAGGCUCACAGGAGCGCUGCAGUACAUGACCUGGUACCACGCAGUGGGACUGAUCUGGAUCAGUGAGUUCAUCCUGGCUUGUCAGCAGAUGACUGUAGCCGGUGCUGUGGUAACCUACUAUUUCACAAGGGACAAAACCAAACUCCCGGUGACGCCCAUCCUGUCAUCAGUGCUGCGGCUGGUGCGGUAUCACCUGGGCACUGUGGCCAAGGGCUCCUUCAUCAUCACCCUCGUCAAGAUCCCGCGCCUCAUUCUCAUGUACAUCCACAACCAACUCAAAGGAAAGGAAAAUGCUUGUGCACGCUGCAUGCUGAAGGCCUGUAUCUGCUGUCUGUGGUGUCUGGAGAAGUGCCUCAAUUAUUUGAAUCAGAAUGCAUAUGCGGCGACGGCCAUAAACAGCACCAGUUUCUGCACCUCGGCCCGCGAUGCCUUCGUGAUCCUGGUGGAAAACGCUCUUAGGGUGGCAACCAUCAACACCGUUGGAGAUUUUGUUCUCUUUCUGGGCAAGUAUUACUACAACAACGGCACACCUGGGAGGGAGUUCUACAUGGACAAGGCCCUGAUGGAGUUUGUGGAGAACAGCAGGAAGUCAAUGGCGGUGGAGGAGCGGGGGCGCAGCAAGCGCGCCCGUCCCAAGGAAGAGGUAGAGUUGACGGAGGUUAAGGCCAUGGUGAGUGGUGACGUGGGCGUGGCAGAGGCGGAGUGGCAGGCCUUGCAGGAGUUCCACCUGUACUACCUGCUGCUGUGUGUGCUGAUGGACUGGGCCCUGUCGGAGCACACACUGGUGCUCUGCCUCACACAAGACAUGAUCAUCUUCCUGUCUGUCUGCCUGCCCACCUCCACCCUCUUCUUCCUGGUCACAUUGCUCCAGAACACGCCUGUGGCUGCUGCUGCUGCAUGCUGACUAACGCUUCCUCACCUCCUUCAUCAAUCUAUCAUUUCAUCUAUCCUUUCUAUGGAUCACACUAACAGAGCAUGAACUUCUAAUUUUUUAUCUGUGGAUUAUUAUUAUUAUUAUUUUUUAAAUCUUUUUUUCAUUCCUUUCUUGCCUCUUCUUUUUUAUUGACUGUCUUGAACUCAUAUGGCAGCUAUAAACUGUACUUAUAUAUCCGUUGCCUUAAAAUCACCAUGUUGCUAUUUGGAGGAAAGAUAAUUGAAACUGCCAAGCUGGAAAAACAAGAGGAGUAGAGAAAAGGAAAGACAUUAUCUCUCAUGCUGAUGGUCAUAUUUUCCACAACUCCCAAUUAGCAAAUUGCUGAACAAUGGCAAAUUGUGCAGUUUCACUAUCAAAAUUAUAAGUGGGUCUGGAAGAACACAGUUUGUUUGGUACAUAAGAUUAGGACUGACUGUAUAUGGGUUGUUGACAUGAAAUGUUAAUCAUUUCUGUGUGACGUUCCUCAAAUUGACUAGUCAGUGUAUUGUAGGAUGACUAGUCAGUUUUAAAGAAAACCAUCUGACCCUGAUCACUCAAUAAUUGACAAUUCAUGCUUUAUUUAAAGGGAUAUUUCACCGCAAAAAUGAAAAUUUUGUCAUUAAUUACUCACCCUCAUGU
Sinocyclocheilus anshuiensis is the source of this 2874-nucleotide messenger RNA. RefSeq names its product choline transporter-like protein 1. Gene Ontology annotation, molecular function: transmembrane transporter activity. The record is from RefSeq and is a predicted model, not a curated record. Lineage: Eukaryota; Metazoa; Chordata; Actinopteri; Cypriniformes; Cyprinidae. Gene Ontology annotation, cellular component: membrane. Gene Ontology annotation, biological process: transmembrane transport. The transcript is spliced from 16 exons. Bases 145 to 2226 code for a protein of 693 amino acids.